AUGUUCCUGUUAGUUCUACUUCUAGAAGUCAUCUUCUCGUCUCUGGGGACUGCUUCCCCCGUUCUGAACCGGAGAGACAUACCUUCGUCUCUGCUGGAACAGUUCAAUCGUUUCUCGCAGUAUGCCGCAGCUGCCAAUUGCAAAGCAAACCAUAACGAAUCAUCUCCCGGGUUGCCUGUAUACUGUGACCCUGGAAACUGUCCCCUCGUUAAAGAAGCCGAUACUGAGAUCGUAGAAGGCUUCUGGGGAGUGGAACCCGGCGAUACGACGGGCUAUCUGGCCCUCGACCGAACGAACAAACUCGUUCUACUCGUAUUCCGGGGCACCGUCUCGAACGAAAACGGAGAGACGGAUAUGAAAUUCAAGCACGUUGACGCAUCCGAUAUGUGCGCCGGGUGCAAAGCCCAUGAGGGUUUCUGGGGAGCCAUAAACAGCGCUUUAGAGAAACUGGCAUCAAAGAUUGAGGAUACCCUGAAAGCAAAUCCCGGAUUCAGCUUUGUUGUGGCAGGACACAGCCUUGGUGGUGCUCUUGCAACUCUGGGGGGGACGACCCUGAGAAAUAAGGGACAUACACUGGACAUGUACACAUUCGGCGCACCAUCAGUGGGAAAUUAUGCCCUUGCAAAAUAUAUCACGGACCAGAACUCUGGGAAGAAUUAUCGCAUCACUCACACAGACGAUGAAGUCCCGAAGGUGCUGUAUCGGGCAUCAAGGGAGUGGCUGCUCCAUCUUAUUGUCCCUGAGUACAGUCAAUCGUCUCCGGAGUAUUGGAUCACUUCAGAGAAUGAUGUUGAUCCAACUGAGUCGGAUAUCAAGCUGAUCGAAGAGAUCAAUAAUGAAGAGGGAAAUUUGGGUCAAGGAGGGAUCAGUUUGGAUGCUCAUGGUUGGUACCUUGGGAGUAUGUCACUUUUCAGCUUCACCAUUGCUCUCCUCGUCGCCUUUGCGGCUUCGAGAACCUUCGCUGAAACUGUUGAUGAGAACAUACUGGCUGAGAACAACGAGGGUACAUCUUUACAUGCCUCCCUGAUCUCCUUGUCGACUGCAAAGGUUUCGCUAACUGGUGCCACAAGUGUAAAUGUCGUCGAGGGACAUGCGGUAGCAACACGGAGUGUCCACGCGGCUACUACUGCUGGCGUGGCAACUGUACUCGCAUUCCCCACCAGCACAUUGAUGACGACGAGACUGUCCCUGUUGGCUCUGGAGUCAAUGCAGAGAACGAUGAAGCUGGAUUCUCCAGAAGAUGCCCUCGCCGCGAGCACUGUUUUGAGGGCUGGCAUUGCUGUCCGAACGGUAGAAGGUGCUGCAUCGACAAUCCGGAUUUUGUGCGCUCUCCCCCGCGAGGCCCUGCUUCGGACAGGAGGCACGAUUAUUCCAGGGAGCAGCACGAUUCCGGACCCCGUUACCGAAGCCGGGACCGCGAUGAUCAUCGACGACGGUCAUCAAGGUCGCCCCGGCGCGGAAGACCAGCGUACAGAGACCGUGACCGAGAAGGCUACCGCUCGCCUGGAUACCAUAGCCGGAGUAGAAGCUACAACCGCAGCCGCAGUCGUAGCGCGCGACGAAGUCGCUAUCCCGGACAAGAGAGUAGAGAAGUCAUGA
Aspergillus tanneri is the source of this 1599-nucleotide messenger RNA. Its product is annotated as lipase family protein. Lineage: Eukaryota; Fungi; Ascomycota; Eurotiomycetes; Eurotiales; Aspergillaceae. The record is from RefSeq and is a predicted model, not a curated record. Bases 1 to 1599 code for a protein of 532 amino acids. Gene Ontology annotation, biological process: lipid catabolic process. The transcript is spliced from 7 exons.